CUAUAUUGUGUGGUGGGAACCUCUGCCACCUAAUAUAACAUCCGCAACUGGAAAUUGGUACCUUCUAGUCCGAUUUACGAUAAUUCGCUGUUCGGUUGGUGCGUCGCUUUACAAAAAAAUCAAUUAAUAAAAGGGCAAAAAUGCGAAAAAGGGCUGCAAAUGUGGACAACUCAUUAGAUUCAAUUCUGAUCCAUUUGGGGGAUUUUGGCAAAUAUCAAACUUAUGUGUUCAGUUUGGUUUGUGUAGCCGUAGUUAUGCAUUCGAUGGUCCAUAUAGCUUAUGUGUUUACUGCCAUGAACUUAGAUUACAGAUGCAAAAUUCCCCAGUGCGACCAGGAAGGCCAAGCAGAAUAUUUGCAGCCUUGGCUUAAUCAUGCCAUUCCAUUCAUCAAUAAUCAUCCGGACAAAUGCUCAAGAUAUGCUUCUUCGGAUCAAUUCAAUAAUUGUUCUUCAGCUGGAUUCGAUAUUCAAGUGCUCGAAAGAUGUGGAAGUUUUGUUUAUAAUGGAACAGAAGAAACCAUUUUACAAGAAUACGGCCUUCAAUGUGACAAUAAUUUAUGGAAAUUGACUAUGGUAGGCACCGUAAACAACAUCGGUCAAUUCUUUGGCCUGAUUAUUUCUGGAAUUAUAUCAGACAAGUACGGAAGAAAAUUCCUGCUGGUUUGGGGCAUGAUUUUGUGUGCAGUUUGUGGUUGCGCCAAAGCCUUUAUGCCCACAUAUGAGUGGUUCUUGACUUUCGAAUUUCUGGACGCCGCAUUUGGUUCCGGCAGUUACAUUUGCGGCUUUGUCCUGGGAGCUGAACUAGUUGGGCCAUCCAAGAGGGUUCUUACAGGGACUCUAAUAAGCUCUUGCUACGCAGUGGGUGAAAUCCUAGUGGCGCUAAUCGCUUGGUUGGUGAAGUCCUGGAAGUACAUUGUUUUAACUUCCUACAUUCCGAUAUUUCUGCUCGUUUCCUACUUGUGGCUGAUUCCGGAGUCGGUGAGGUGGAACCUCAGCAAUGGCCGGAUUGAGGAGGCCAAAAAAACAUUGAGAAAAGCAGCAAAAGUGAACGGAAAGAAAAUCUCGGAGAAGGAGCUGGAAUUUCUGGAUGCAGUCGUUCUGAGUAUUUUUGCAGAUCAAGCUGAGUCCUCGGAGAGCUUAGGAAAAUCAGGCAAUUUGGUGUUAGAAGCAGUCAAAUCUGGCACUUUAAUGCUGAGGCUGGUGGCCUGUUGCGUUUGCUGGAUCACUUGCACUUUCCUCUUCUAUGGCUUGACUCUAAACUCCGUUUCUCUUGUUGCCGGCAACAAUUAUCUGGAUUUUAUUUUGACUGCGCUGGUUGAGAUUCCAGCCUAUUUCGCUUGCAACUUUAUAGUGAACAAAUAUGGACGCAAGAAAACGCUGGUCUAUAGUUACUUGCUGACUGGAGCUGCUUGCUUGGCGUUCGUUUUUAUUCCACCAGCUUCCAGAUGGGGGAGCUUAUCAGUGUACCUUAUUGGUAAAUUCGGGGCCACAGCGUCAUUCACAAUCCUGUACAUAAUCACCAGUGAAAUGUUUCCUACCAACUUGAGGCACUCUUUUAUGGGAACAUGUUCCACGUUUGGACGCUGCGGUUCCAUGAUUUCACCGCAAACUCCUCUGCUGGCCCAGUUUUGGGAGCCUUUGCCCUUGGUCAGUUUCGCCGCAAUGUCCAUCUUAGCUGGACUGUUGACUUUAUUAUUUCCCGAAACGUUGCACCAGAAAUUGCCGGAUACGGUCUACGAGGCGGAAAUGAUUGGAAGGCCAAUUCUCCCUGCUGGAGAGCCGGAAAAGCAGCAGCAUACUGUGGAGAGGUUUUAGUAUUUUUCAUUACAUAAGACACCACUGUGAUAUUACCAAUAAUGAAAUAAAUGUUUUAUUUAGUUGUU
This is a messenger RNA of Dendroctonus ponderosae (mountain pine beetle), 1882 nucleotides long. RefSeq names its product organic cation transporter protein. Gene Ontology annotation, molecular function: transmembrane transporter activity. Gene Ontology annotation, biological process: transmembrane transport. The record is from RefSeq and is a predicted model, not a curated record. Lineage: Eukaryota; Metazoa; Arthropoda; Insecta; Coleoptera; Curculionidae. The coding region runs from base 141 to 1814 and encodes 557 amino acids. Gene Ontology annotation, cellular component: membrane. The transcript is spliced from 10 exons.